This is a messenger RNA of Solanum stenotomum, 542 nucleotides long. RefSeq names its product histone H2B.3-like. Gene Ontology annotation, biological process: nucleosome assembly. The coding region runs from base 70 to 504 and encodes 144 amino acids. The record is from RefSeq and is a predicted model, not a curated record. Gene Ontology annotation, molecular function: structural constituent of chromatin; DNA binding; protein heterodimerization activity. Gene Ontology annotation, cellular component: nucleosome. The transcript has a single exon. Lineage: Eukaryota; Viridiplantae; Streptophyta; Magnoliopsida; Solanales; Solanaceae.
CUUUCACUUCACACAAUUCAAACUCAAAAGCCCUCCAAUUUCUUCCUAAUUUACGAAAUCUCCCCUUCAAUGGCACCAAAGGCAGAGAAGAAACCCGCAGAGAAGAAGCCAGCAGCUGAGAAGGCUCCUGCUGCUGCCGCUGAGAAAUCAAAGGCCGGCAAGAAGCUACCCAAGGACGGCGGAGCCGCUGCUGCCGGAGACAAGAAGAAGAAGAGGUCGAAGAAAUCGAUCGAGACUUACAAGAUCUACAUCUUCAAGGUGCUGAAGCAGGUUCAUCCAGAUAUAGGAAUUUCAAGCAAGGCUAUGGGAAUCAUGAACAGCUUCAUCAACGAUAUCUUCGAGAAGCUUGCUCAGGAGUCUUCAAGGCUUGCUAGGUACAACAAAAAGCCUACCAUCACUUCUCGGGAGAUUCAAACCGCCGUCCGAUUGGUCCUUCCCGGUGAAUUGGCUAAGCACGCCGUCUCUGAGGGUACUAAGGCAGUUACCAAAUUCACUAGCUCUUAGAAAUGUGUUAGUUUUGUAUUGAUUUUUCUGUUGGGUUU